UAGUAGAAGUAACAUUUACUUAGGAUUCUAAUGGAUAAUAACCAAACAUUUACUGAAAUGUUACCUAUGAUUGACGUACAAACGUUAUUUGCAAUUCACCACUACUACGUAAACUAUAGAUUAGGUAAAAUUGCCUCAGUUUUAGUUUAAAAACGCACUGAAAUGGAUCACAAGAUUUUCAGUUUAGGCUAAACUCACUUUACAAAAUGUGGACACUUAAACCAAUCUGUGUAUUGAUAAUAUUUUUUGUGGGUCUUACAGUGUCCAUCAAAGUAAGAUGCAACCAUCCCGAGACUAUUCGAGAGGAUCACAUACAUUAUUGCUGCAAACAUCCUGAUGGACAUAAUGACAUUAUUGAAAUGUGCGCAAACGAAACAAAAUUUAAACUACCUUCAAAGGAUGAAGAAGCUUUAGAGGAUGUCACAGUGGCACAAUUAGUAGCUGGUACAUGUUUCGGAAAAUGCGUUUUUCAAAAGUUCAAAUUUUUUAAAAACCAUGAAUUGGAUAUGAACGCUGUUAGACAACAUUACAAGGAAGUACAUAAAAUGGAUCCAGAAUACGAGCGUGAAAUGAUAUCAGCAUUUGAUCAUUGCCACAGCAGAUCUGAGGAGGAAACUGCUAAGCUAAUGUCCUUUCCUUUCUUUCGUAUAAAGAAUGUAAAAUUUUGUGAUCCGAAGCCAAGUGUUGUACUAUCUUGUGUUAUAUAUAAUUUCUUUCAUAAUUGUCCAAAGGAUCGCUGGGCAAAAACUAAAGAAUGUGAAGAAACUCUUGAAUUUGCUAAAAAGUGCAAGGAUGCCUUAAUUUCCAUGUGA
Messenger RNA from Teleopsis dalmanni, 812 nucleotides. RefSeq names its product general odorant-binding protein 66-like. Lineage: Eukaryota; Metazoa; Arthropoda; Insecta; Diptera; Diopsidae. Bases 207 to 812 code for a protein of 201 amino acids. The transcript has 4 exons. The record is from RefSeq and is a predicted model, not a curated record. Gene Ontology annotation, molecular function: odorant binding.